This is a messenger RNA of Ilyonectria robusta, 1668 nucleotides long. RefSeq names its product major facilitator superfamily domain-containing protein. Gene Ontology annotation, molecular function: transmembrane transporter activity. The coding region runs from base 1 to 1668 and encodes 555 amino acids. The record is from RefSeq and is a predicted model, not a curated record. Gene Ontology annotation, biological process: transmembrane transport. The transcript has a single exon. Lineage: Eukaryota; Fungi; Ascomycota; Sordariomycetes; Hypocreales; Nectriaceae.
AUGGGGUUUCUCGGCAUCCUCGAGGAUAAACACCUCGCUCACGUGCCAGCCACCGUCAUACUGAACGAGCAGAGUGCUCAAUCCGAGGGCGGCACCGCCGGACUAAAGCAUGGCAAAGGGAAAGAGUCUCACAUCGUCCUCGUCCCUCAACCCACGGCUGAUCCCAACGACCCUCUCAACUGGUCCCAGCCCAAAAAGCUGGUUCUCAUCUCCGUCAUCAGCUUCGGCGGUAUUAUAAUGGCCAGCGUAUACAGCGGUCUGCUCAACCCGGGUCUCGGCGUCAUUGCGGUUGACCUUGACAGGUCCAUCAACGACAUUGCGGUACUGUCGAGCUACCAGCUUCUCACUGCCGGGGCGGCCGCAUUUAUCGUUGCGGCGUGCUCCAGGAAGUGGGGGAAAAGGCCAGUCUUUUUCUUUUCUUCCCUGCUGGGGACAGUUGGCUCUAUUAUCGGGUCGUGCGUUUCCACAUACGAUGGAAUCCUCGCCGCGCGAAUCGUCCAGGGUAUUGCUACGGCCGCCUACGAAAGUAUUCUCGUCUCGGCCAUUGGCGACAUCUACUUUGUUCACCAACGUGGUCUCUACAUGUCUGUGGUUCAGUUUAUUCUGGCCGGCGUGUCCAAUGUCGCUGCGGUCGUCUGUGGACCUAUCACCGACAACCUCGGAUGGCGAUAUCUGUUUCAUCUAUGUGUUCUCUUUUCCGGCCUCCAAACACUUCUCGUCUUCUUCUUCGUGCCUGAGACCAACUACAUCAGAGAAGCACGUUAUAACACAGAUGAGGUCGCGGACGACAACCUCGAGGAGCUAGCUCAGGCGGAGAAGCAGGCCAGCGGGAGCCGUCAUCUCGAGUUCUCUGACAAGGCGGAAGCUUCCGACGCGCCCUCGCCGCAUCCUGUCAUUCCAGCUAAGAAGACCUACCUGCAAGAGCUAGCUCUGUUCUCCGGAACCUACUGCGACGAAAACUUCCUCCAGUUGUUGAUCGCGCCGCUCGCCGUGUGCACCAACCUAGCUGUUCUCUGGUCAGUCGUCGUGUCAGGUGGAAUGACGGCCUUCUAUGUCAGUCAAGCCAUGAGCAUCGCUCAAAUCUUCAUGGCCCCGCCUUACCUGCUAUCCGCGGCUGGUAUAGGCUACCUUUCCUUAGGCCCCUUCAUCGGCGCCAUGAUUGGGUCUAUUUUCAUGAGCAUAGUAACCGAUCCCAUUAUCAAAUGGUGUGCAGUGAAAAACAAGGGAAUCUACGAGCCCGAGUACCGCCUGCUGCCGGUGGCGGGAGGUCUGCUUGUCGGUGUCGGCCUCAUGAGCUUCGGGGCACUGGCACAAGACGGCAAGACCUACUACGCGACGGCAACUAUGCACGGCGUCACGCUCGCCGGCGUUGUCAUCGUGGCUAUUGCCGUUGGUGGCUAUGCCCUAGACGCCUACCGUGAAAUGAGCGACGACGUGUUUGUGUCCAUGAUUAUCUUUAAGAAUUUUCUCUUCUACGGUUUCAGUUGGUUCGUCAAUACCUGGGUCGGCAGUUCGGGCCCGGCUCAUGUCUUUUACGUCUUCGGUAGUCUCGCCUUCGCCAUGACCGUCACCGCACCGCUGGUGUUUUUCUUCGGCAAGCGAUACCGCAGCUACUGGUCUCGAAACAAUUUGUUGAUUAAGUUGCACAUCAAGGCCCAUUCUCAAUGA